This is a messenger RNA of Coniophora puteana RWD-64-598 SS2, 468 nucleotides long. RefSeq lists its product as uncharacterized. Lineage: Eukaryota; Fungi; Basidiomycota; Agaricomycetes; Boletales; Coniophoraceae. Bases 1 to 468 code for a protein of 155 amino acids. The transcript is spliced from 2 exons. Gene Ontology annotation, cellular component: mitochondrion. The record is from RefSeq and is a predicted model, not a curated record.
AUGAGCUCAAGCAGCCUCGUCCUCCGAGGGGCACGCAGCACAUCGCGCGCCUCCAACUCCCUCCGCGCAUCCUCCCGCGCAUUCCAUGAACCACCCAAGGUCUACCGUGCCCAGGAGAAGGACCCGCAACUAGGCGACUAUCCCGACCUACCCUGGGUCUCUAACCAGCAGCGCUCUCCAUACGGCUGGUGGGACCCGCAGAUGCGCCGCAACUUCAACGAGCCUGCAAGUCCCUCCCCUCUCUUCUGCCAGCUCCUCUCCAUGUGGGGUCCCGAUGUCGCCCCCGUGCCACCCCAGACGGCCCUCCGCCAGUUCCUCCUGGCCGCAGGCAGCUUCGUCAGCUUCGGCUUCCUCGUCAAAUACGCCCUCACCCCCGACCGGCCAGCCGUCCCGCGGGAGUACCCGUACUCUGGUCUCGUCACGGAGCUCGGAGGCCUCGACGCGAACAAGGUAUGGAAGCCACCCUGA